This is a messenger RNA of Geodia barretti, 2085 nucleotides long. NCBI's taxonomy places the organism in Eukaryota, Metazoa, Porifera, Demospongiae, Tetractinellida, Geodiidae. The record is from the annotation of a GenBank genome assembly.
AUGACCACCCACGCCACCGCUGCCGCUACGCAGUUAACCACUGCCGACCUCCGCAACGCCGUGCCACCCCUGGACGGAGAGUUGAUCCUGCCCGGGCUGCACGCUGCCGUGCAGGUUUGGCGGGACGAAUGGGGCAUCCCCCACAUCCGCGCCACCGAUGAGCACGACGCCUGGUUCGCCCAGGGGUUUGUUACGGCUCAGGACCGGUUGUGGGCGAUGGAAUACGACCGGCGCCGCGCCGUUGGUCGUUGGGCCGAGGCCGCCGGCGUCUCUGCCGUGGGCCAGGAUAUGCAGAUGCGCCGCCUCCGCCUCGAAGACGCCGCCCGCGCCGAUUGCGCCGCUGCUGGCCCUCGCGCUCAGGCCAUGUUCCAGGCCUACGCCGACGGCGUCAACGCCUUCAUCAACAGCGAUGCGCCGUUGCCCGCGGAGUACGGCAUCACCGGAAUGACGCCCGAGCCGUGGGAACCGUGGCAUAGUCUGGCCGUCUACAAGGUGCGCCACAUUUUCAUGGGCGUGUUCGAGAGCAAGGCCUGGCGCGCCCGUCUCGUUCGGGAACUGGGCCCAGAGCGUGCCGGACAGCUAUUCCCGUCUUACCCGCCCGGCCAACCCGUCAUCAUUCCCACCGGCGCGGAUUUCAGCGGGUCUGCCGACGUCGGAUAUCAACAGCUGCUGGAUGGCGCGGCCAAUCUGAACCUGAUUGGCGAGAUGGACAGCGGCUCCAAUUCCUGGAACCACGUGGCCUGCGACGCCUUCGACGUGGUGGGCAAUUCCUUCGCCGGUGUGCCCGGCUUCCCCCACUUCGGACAUAACCAGUGGGUGGCCUGGUGCGUUACCCACACCAGCGCCGAUUAUCAGGAUUUGUACAUCGAGCGGUUCAACGACGCCGACGCCUCCCUCUACCAGCGUCAGGAUGACUGGUACAACGCCGAUGUGCGCGAUGAGGUCAUCAAGGUGCGCGGCGGCGGCGACGUUCACCUGCGGACCUGGGCUACGCACCACGGCCCCGUGGUCGGCGGCGACCCCAUGUCCGGCUACGGCCUCGCCCUGCGUUACACCGCCACCCCGAUCUUUUACAGAAAUCAGGGCGACCCGUGGACGGACAUCCUGCCGGCGAUGCUGGAAGCCCAAAGCGUCCACCAGCUGGCCGACUCCAUGAAUGGUUGGGUCGAUCCCGUCAACAACUUUGUGAUGGCCGACGUCGACGGCAAUAUUGGCUACCAGUGUCGCGGCUACCGGGCUAUGCGCGUGGCCGAGCGAAUCCGCACCAUGCCCAAUCCAUCGGCCAACGAUAUGGGACGCAUCCAUUCCGAACGCGUGUCCCUGCCCGCCCAGGCCUACGUCGCCGCCCUGCAAGCAGUCCCGAUGCCGGCGGACCCGGCGGUGGCCGUUGCUCUGGCCAGGCUCCAGGCAUGGUCGGGCGCCAUGGACGCCGACGCCGUCGAGCCAACCAUCUACAGCGCCACGCGAGAUGUGUUGCAGUGGCGGAUACUGAAGCACAACGUCGGCGAGAACCUGGCUGCCCUGUCCUGGCAUCCGGUAGACCGUGGUCGCGGGGGUUUCGUCAACCGCUUCCGCAUCCUGAUGAACGAUGCCAUCGCUGCCGGCGAUCCCAGCCUGCUGCCGUCCGGCGAAACCUGGCCAUCCGCGCUGGCUGCAUCGCUGGAAGAGGCCGUGGCCAUCCUCGGCAACCGGCUGGGCCCAGACCUGGACACCUGGCGUUGGAACAAAUUGCAUCGGGCCAAACCACAGCACCCCCUGGCAAUGGCAGACCCGGAACUCGCCUCGCUGCUAAAUCCGCCCGAGAUACCCACCGGCGGCGACGGCGAUACCCCCUGGGCCGGCUCGUACUCGCCAGCCGACUUUGCCACCGUGGGCGGCCUGUCGGUGUUCCGCUACGCCUACGACCUUGGGAAUUGGGAAAACUCGCUAUGGGCGGUGCCCCUCGGUGCAUCCGGCCACCCCGCCAGCAACCACUACGCCGAUCAGUCCGACAUGUGGCGUCGAGUCCAAAUGACCAAAAUGCGCUACGACUGGGAAGGGAUAAAAGCCAACGCUAAAACAACCCAAACCCUGCAGACGGGGUGA